AUGACAUGUGUCGACGUCCGAGACACGACGCAGGGGUUGAGCUGUGUUGCUUGUCAAUCUAAGAGCAAGACUCGCCAUUAUGAUUUGGCUCUAACGUGGGAAUACGGUGCCCCCGAUGGAUUUGGACGUAAAGUGUUCAAGAUCAACGGCCAGUUCCCAGGUCCGACUCUGGAGCUUAAUGAAGGGGACCAUGUGGUAGUCCAUGUCAAGAACUUGACACCUUACAGCACGACUGUUCACUAUCAUGGCAUAGAAAUGUUGGGUACCCCUGAGUAUGACGGCGUCCCUGGAAUAACUCAGAAGCGUAUUCCACCCAGCUGUAGCUUCACUUACAAGUGGAAGGCGACCCAGCAUGGAUCCUUCUUUUAUCAUGCCCAUUCCGACAGCCAGAUCAAUGAUGGACUGUAUGGACCCAUCAUCAUCCAUCCGGCUUCCACCACACCUGUACCAUACCAGUUGAUCACCAACAGUUCCAAAUCAUUGGCGGCCAUCAAGUUGGCAGAAACCAAGCGGAUCCCACUAUUGCUGUCCGACUGGCGCCAUAUUACCUCGGACUACGAAUGGGAAUUGUCACAAAAGUCUGGAGUCGAAACGCCGUGUUUCGAUUCCAUGCUAGUCAAUGGAAAGGGCAAAGUUAUUUGUCUAUCCACGGAAGAGCAAGCAGUCCUCAUCACAGCCAAUCAACAAAUGCUCUUGGGGUUCGUGCCAGGAUCCAACUUGACCGACAAAUCCUGCCUUCCCGCUCCUGUGAUUGCUACCAGGGCUGCACCGGGCGCGCCAGCACCGAACUUUGAUAUCAUUCCUGCCAACUUCUUUUACGGGUGCACCGAAACGCAAAGCUCCAGCGAUGUUAUUAAAAUCACCCAGGAGACAAUUGCCGAUGAGACGUGGGCAAUGUUUGACCUGAUCGGCUCACUCGCUCUCCAGAAUGUCCAGGUCUCAUUUGACGAGCUGACCAUGUAUGUCAUAGAGGCCGACGGCAACUAUAUUGAGCCCCAGGCAGUCCACUCGUUACUCAUCACCAACGGCCAGCGGUAUACGGUCGUCUUAAAAUUGGAAAACCCCAGGAGGUACACAUUCCGGGUUUCGGGCAUCUCUGACCCGCAGAUCCUUUUUGGAACCGCAGUACUGGACUUUAAGAUCAAGGGCACCAACCAAUCAACCAUACCCACUGUUCCCUAUAUCAACGAAGUCGGCGUCAACACCACAGGCGCCGUCGUUCCCUUUGACUUCGCCGGUACCAAGUCCUUCCUGCCCCAGCCCAUCCCCCAAGCGCCGGACGCGACCUUCAAAAUGACCAUGAGGGUCGAUGGCCAAGUCAUUUACUGGGCCUUUAACGAGACCAUUCUCCCGCUAAACUACGACGACGUCCGGCCCCCUCUGCUCUUCGCGCCGCAACCCGACCGCCAGGACAACCACACCAUCACGAUCCACAAGAAUAACACGUGGGUCGAUUACAUCAUGAUGGUGCCCGGCGUGCAGCCGGCCCAUCCAGUGCACGUUCACGGCCGCCACUUUUACGUGCUUGGCUCGGGCGAGGGCAAUUUUACCUGGGAUACCGUCGAGGAGGCCGCUGCCGCUGUGCCCGAGAGUUUUAAUCUUGUGAAUCCGCCACUACGGGAUACGAUCGCAACGCCCUUUGCGGGUCCGUCGGGUUCGUGGUUGGCGAUCCGCCGGCCAAGUGACAACCCGGGGGUUUGGUUGAUGCACUGUCAUAUUCAAAGUCAUAUUCAGGGUGGCAUGUCUAUGAUUAUUCAGGAUGGCAUUGAUGACUUGCCCGCGAUACCCGCCGAGUAUGGCUGGACGUGCUAG
Molecule: messenger RNA, 1812 nt
Organism: Pseudomassariella vexata
Lineage: Eukaryota; Fungi; Ascomycota; Sordariomycetes; Amphisphaeriales; Pseudomassariaceae
Product: multicopper oxidase
Exons: 4
Coding region: 1-1812 (603 amino acids)
Molecular function (GO): copper ion binding; oxidoreductase activity
Source: RefSeq, a predicted model, not a curated record